This is a messenger RNA of Micromonas commoda, 732 nucleotides long. RefSeq lists its product with no specific name. The transcript has a single exon. The coding region runs from base 10 to 639 and encodes 209 amino acids. Gene Ontology annotation, molecular function: nucleotidase activity. Lineage: Eukaryota; Viridiplantae; Chlorophyta; Mamiellophyceae; Mamiellales; Mamiellaceae. Gene Ontology annotation, biological process: nucleotide catabolic process; pyrimidine nucleobase metabolic process. The record is from RefSeq and is a predicted model, not a curated record.
GUGGCCAACAUGCUGACGCGAAAGAUCGAGUCCUUCUGCGCGGAGCGACUGCAGAUGAAGGAGGGGUACGCGUACGAGCUGUACAAGAAGUGGGGCACGUGCCUGCGAGGCAUGCAGCAGGAGGGCAUCCUGAACUGCCCCGAGCUGCUGGAGGAGUACCUCGAGUACUCGCACGACAUUCCCCUGCACGAGCACAUCGGGCCCGAUCCGCAGCUGCGCGCGAUGCUGCAGUCGUUAGACCCGUCCAUCCCGCGGUGGGUGUUCACCGCGAGCAUCGAGCCCCACGCGCGCCGGUGCCUCGAGCUCCUCGGCGUAUCCGACUUGUUCGAGGGAAUCAUCGACGUCAGGGCGGUGGACUGGGUGACCAAACACGACGCGGACGCGUACGCCGCGGCGAUGCGAAUCGCGGGCGUGGACGACCCGAACGCGUGUUUGUUCCUGGACGACAGCACGAGCAACGUGAGGGCGGCGAAGAAGGUUGGAUGGCGGACGGUGCUGGUCGGAACGCACGCGAGGGACUGCGGGUCGAAGAUCGAGUGCGCCGAAGCGGACGUCAUCGUGGAUACGGUGCAUCGGCUCGUGGACGUGGCGCCGGGGCUGUUCGUCGGGGACGUCGCUCCCGCGGGGGCGGGGGUGUAGGUGGGAUUCGCGGGGCAUCGCGGCGGUGGAGUCGGGGGCGGCGGCGGCGGCGAGGAGUCGGUGUACGAGUAAUCUCAUUUACCUUCAUCAUUU